Molecule: messenger RNA, 1731 nt
Organism: Orbicella faveolata
Lineage: Eukaryota; Metazoa; Cnidaria; Anthozoa; Scleractinia; Merulinidae
Source: RefSeq, a predicted model, not a curated record
AACUGGAAGCCGAACAUUCAUUUAAAAAUGAAUGUUCGGCUUUCAGUUUAUUAUUCACGGAAGUUGAAUAUCGAAAGUCCUCAGGCUGCCCAUAAGCCGUCCACAAGAAGAGAGAGACUGGGAUCGAGAUGGCGAGGCUACCAAGCUUUAUAGAACUAUCACGGGGUCGGACUCGCAAGGAAUUGGAACGUAUACAUGGUAUAGAUUGAUCGGAAAACUCGUUCGCUUUCAGUGUGUUAGAAGUCUUCGAAGAUGCAGCUCUUCCGUUCUUUCAGACUUGUCAUGGUGCUAACGAUUUUUACAGGUGAAGUAAUGGCGAAAGUUAUGUUGUUUCGAGGAAACAUCUUCACAGCCACAAACACCUUCACUUUACCAGAAGGUACAUCAAACUGCAGUCAGGAGAUUAACAUUUUUUCUAACCUGACUGGCAACUUGCCUCAACGGCUAACUUCUUGUCCUGAUUCAAAGUUAUGGACAACUGAUAUUAGUACUGGAAUAACAAACUCUGAAACAAAGAGGAACUUUGGUUUAGAACAUGUCUCCUUGAACUGCAGCCGCUGGAGUAUUUCUGGCUAUAAUGACCAGAUUGAAUAUCAGACCAGUUUGCAAAUUUCUGCACUUAUGGCUGAUCCUGGCCCACCAUUUGAUGAGAUAUACUUCAUAAUAAUAUGUUCAUGUAUGGACUGCAGUGGGUUCAACAUCAGGCACGAUGCGGCCUAUCUCGUAAAAAGCACUUUAAUGAUGAGUAUCUAAACAACAGACAUGAAAAAACAGGCUGAGGUAAGUGCCUCCUCCAUCAGUUUGCCUGUUACUACUGAGAACUUGAAAACAAGCAAAAAGAGAAGGAAUCUCAUGUCUUGCUGCAGGAUAACAGUCCCUGGGGAGACUUCCACUUUAAAAAAAAGAACGGGGGUACUUUUUGGAAAUUUUGAAAAGAUCCCCUCAGAGGUACCAAGAUCCUGUUUUGCGGUCCUAAGAGGUAUCAUUUGUAAAACAACACAUUUUCCUAACUUUGAUAGUGAUAAAGACAAUCAUAAAGCUUCUAAUACCUUUUACUUGUAAAGUUGAUUGUCAAAAUUAAUACCUUCUGUCAUUUUUUUUUCCGGCUCAAUGCCCUUAAUUAAGGCAGCACAAAAGCUCCCGCUGUGCCCUUUUGACGCUGAACACCCUGAGAGGUACCAAAACCACUUUUUUAACCCUUUAAAGGUACAAUGAGCACCCCUGUCUUUUUUAAAUGGAAUUUCCUUCUUCCCCGGGGGUAACACCCACCCCAGCCAUCUGGAAAUUUGCACAUGAUAUGUCAUGCAGUUAAGUUUAAUACUUUCCCCCUACCCACUGGAAUUUCAAAUAACCUUCUGUGAGAUGGCUUAUGGUUAUUGCUUGGAACCACUCAUUCCAGAAGAUUCAAUACUCAGGACAUAUUUUGCCUUAAAUUACUUGACAGAGGCUGAGUCAAACAGGACUUCAUCAACUUGGAAACCCUCAACAGGUAAUGACUUCUCAUGUUUAAAUCGUUCAGUUUUUUAUACAGUUUUUAUUUCAGUUGUAAUCCCUAAUGCAAUGAAUCAUACAGCGCCUCCUUUAUAUUAGAAUUUUUUAUCAGCUGUAAUUUACGUUCAUUUGUUAUUUUAUUUACUCACCUCACUCACUCAUUUCAUUCGUUCAAACCAGUAUCACUCACUCCGAUCACCGUAAAAGAAGUUCAUUAUCAAAUUUUUAAACUUAAAUAUA